This is a messenger RNA of Malassezia japonica, 1146 nucleotides long. It is a transcript of the gene ALG5, whose product is annotated as dolichyl-phosphate beta-glucosyltransferase. The transcript is spliced from 2 exons. Lineage: Eukaryota; Fungi; Basidiomycota; Malasseziomycetes; Malasseziales; Malasseziaceae. Gene Ontology annotation, cellular component: endoplasmic reticulum membrane. The record is from RefSeq and is a predicted model, not a curated record. Bases 1 to 1146 code for a protein of 381 amino acids.
AUGGUCAUAACGCCCUAUCUUGCGCUUGUUGUAAUGAGUCCUGGGCAGCUGCAUACGACCGCCGCUGAGCGCAUGUAUACGAGUCCUGAGCACAAGGUGCCUGUACCUCUUCCUACUCUCAGUGUGCCCGAGGAGGUGCAACUCUCGGUGGUUGUGCCCAUGUACAACGAAGAGAAGCGUCUGCCCACGAUGCUGGAUGAGGCGCUUUCGUGGCUGGAGCAGGUGCGCUCGAGCAAAGAGUCGCUUUCGGGGCUAUCAGAGAAGGAAGGCGCAGCAUCGGCGCUCACAGGUCCGCUCCUUACCUAUGAGCUGUUGCUUGUGGAUGACGGGUCGAAGGACUCGACGUACGAUGUCGCGAUGACCUAUGCGAAAGAGCGCUCUCUCCCUACCGGAGCCUCUCUGCGUAUCACGCAGUUACAUACGAACCGCGGCAAAGGUGCAGCGGUGCGUCAUGGCGUGCUGCACAGCCGCGGCGCCUUUAUCCUCUUUGCCGAUGCCGACGGCGCGACGCGCUUUUCCGACCUGCGCGUCUUGUCGCGUGAGAUGACGCGCAUUCUUACCGAAAAAGGCCAUGGCGUUGUGGUCGGCUCGCGCGCGCACCUUGUUACGUCCGAGGCCGUCGUGAAGCGGAGCAUGCUGCGCAACUUGCUGAUGCGCGGCUUCCACCUCCUUCUUUCGAUUCUCAUGCGACCUCCGAGCAUUGAAAAGAUGUACCACCACGCUGUGGAUGCCGUCGUUCCCCAGUUUCUUCGAGCAACAAGUCAUGGUACUGUCACAACUCUGGCGCAACAGCCCGAGAUCAAGGAUACCCAGUGCGGCUUCAAGAUGUUUUCGCGCGCGACGGCCGCCCACAUCUUCCCCCUUGCGCACAUCGACCGCUGGAUCUUUGAUGUGGAGCUCCUCCUGCUCGCAGAGAUGGCAUCUCGUGCAAGUGCUGCACAGCACGCACUGCGCUCGCCCCAGGAUAGCAGCAAGGACGCCCUGCUGCGCCUCCCGCUCCCGAUCGCCGAGGUGGCCGUGCACUGGACCGAGAUUGACGGCUCCAAGAUCUCGCUCCUGACCGACUCGCUGCGCAUGGGCCGCGAUCUGGUGAUUAUACGUCUGAACUAUGCGCUUGGACGGUGGCGCGCGCCGUCGAGUCUAUAG